Molecule: messenger RNA, 2382 nt
Organism: Cervus elaphus (red deer)
Lineage: Eukaryota; Metazoa; Chordata; Mammalia; Artiodactyla; Cervidae
Product: DBF4-type zinc finger-containing protein 2 homolog
Exons: 2
Coding region: 356-1297 (313 amino acids)
Source: RefSeq, a predicted model, not a curated record
CGUGACCCAAGCAAGUGGUGCGGAGACCAGCUCUGUCCUGGAAGAUGGGGCGGGGAGUCCCCUCUCGAGGGUGCCGGAUCCCUGACGCUCACCUCAUCAGAUCCAUAAAUCUGGCUUCACAAAGUGAGAAGCCCCGGGUGGGGAGAGGCCAGCAUCAGCGAGGUCUCACUCACGUCCACACCCGAAGGCUUCCUCGCCCCUCCCCUCCCGGCCCGCAGGUGUGCACCCUGUCCCACAGAUAGUGCAUGCUCCCCAGGCUCAUGUGUGCACACAGCCCCGUGUGUGCCCUCCCUGGGCUCAUGUGUGCCAUCCCUGGGCUCGUGUGCACACAGCCCCGUGUGCCCUCCCUGGGCUCAUGUGUGCCCUCCCUGGGCUCGUGUGCACACAGCCCCGUGUGCCCUCCCCGAGCUCAUGUGUGCCAUCCCUGGGCUCGCGUGCACAUAGCCCCAUGUGUGCCCUCCCUGGGCUCGUGUGUGCCAUCCACGGGCUUGUGUGCACACAGCCCCAUGUGUGCCCUCCCCAGGCUCAUGUGUGCCAUCCCUGGGCUCGUGUGCACACAGCCCCGUGUGUGCCCUCCCUGGGCUCGUGUGUGCCAUCCCUGGGCUCGUGUGCACACAGCCCCGUGUGCACCAUCCCCGAGUUCAUGUGUGCCAUCCCUGGGCUCGCAUGCACACAGCCCCGUGUGUGCCCUCCCUGGGCUCAUGUGUGCCAUCCACGGGCUUGUGUGCACACAGCCCCAUGUGUGCCCUCCCCAGGCUCAUGUGUGCCAUCCCUGGGCUCGUGUGCACACAGACCCACUGUGUGUGCCCUCCCUGGGCUCAUGUGUGCCAUCCCUGGGCUCAUGUGCACACAGCCCUGUGUGUGCCCUCCCCGAGCUCAUGUGUGCCACCCCUGGGCUCACGUGCACACAGCCCCAUGUGUGCCCUCCCUGGGCUCGUGUACACAGAGCCCCGUGUGCCCUCCCCAGGCUCAUGUGUGCCAUCCCUGGGCUCGCGUGCACACAGCCCCAUGUGUGCCCUCCCUGGGCUCAUGUGUGCCAUCCCUGGGCUCGUGUGCACACAGCCCCGUGUGCCCUCCCUGGGCUCAUGUGUGCCAUCCCUGGGCUCGUGUGCACACAGCCCCGUGUGUACCCUCCCUGAGUUCGUGUGUGCACACAGCCCUCCCAUUUGUGCCCUUUCUGGGCUCAUGUGCACACAGCUCCAAUGUGUGUGCCCUUGUCUGGCUGCUUUUAUGCAGUAGAGUGUUUCAAGGUCCCUCCGAGGUGUGGCCUGCACACCGUCCACCCUUCCAUGCCUGAUUCCAGUUCCGUUGUCUCUGGCCUUUCCUGUUGAUUCUUCGAUGUGUGCAUGCCCCUCCCCUCCCUCAGGGAAGAGCUGAGCCUCUGAAGUCCCCCUCCCUUAGUGUCCCAGGCUGGCCUGCAGCCACACCCUUCCUCCAGGGGGUGUCUAAGUCCCGGUACCUUGGGCUCCAGGGCCACUCAGAUCCUCGGGGGGUCUCGGUGCCUUGCCACUGAGGUGCUGGGUGGGUGCAGGCAGACUCAGGAGGUCCUUCAGUGGCCCCACGCAUCCCCGUCCCUGUCCAGAUAGUGUCCCAAGAAGAAUGCAGCACUGUGGAAACCCGGGCGGGUCCCGUCUCCUGGGCACACCUUCCCUGCCCAGGGCUGCCCCUUCUCACCACCGCCACCUCGGGGGGCUGGCUGCCAUCACUGAGCAAUACGAAGAGGUCCCCGUGGAGCUCUGGCUCCCCUGAUGACCCGGUUCUCCCAGAGGGGAGGAGGAAUCCUGACCCCCGUGGUCUGACACCGUCCAGCGUCUGACCUCAUGGAGACAAGCAUUGGGGAAGUUGCUUCUGCGGCCCAGCAUGGCUGUGUUGUGUGCCCCUCAGCAUGCACACAAGCCCAGCGGGCGGGUGGGCCCGGCCCUCCUCACACAGGUGAAAGCUCUGCUGGCCUAUUUCCUCCCGCCCUGGAGCUUGCAUCUUCUCCCAGGGAACCUGCCUCUGUUACUGGAGCCAAACUAGAAAGCGUACCCAGUGGGGUUUCCGGGGGCUCACUGCUUUGGAGGUCACCUUGGGGGUUGAAAAUGGCCCCUAAGUGUGCUUCCUUCUUUCUCUUGGAGGCUCUCAGCAUGUGUCUGUCGAGCAGAUAGAGCAGAGGGCCCCAUGCUGCCUUCCCCUCCCUGUGCCCUGCAGCACUACGUCUUGUCCUGAGGUGGGAUUCGUGCCAAUGGACGGUGGAUGCUGCGUUGUUCAUAACUGAAGCCCCUAGUUCACUGAGGGUCCAGUCGUUGGGUUCUGCAGUUCUGUUGUUCAGUUACCCAGUCAUGUCCGACUCUUUGCGUCCCCAUGGACUGUAGCACGCCAGGCUUCCCUGUCCAUUACCAA